Dermatophagoides pteronyssinus (European house dust mite) is the source of this 965-nucleotide messenger RNA. RefSeq lists its product as uncharacterized. The record is from RefSeq and is a predicted model, not a curated record. Gene Ontology annotation, cellular component: nucleus. Gene Ontology annotation, molecular function: RNA polymerase II cis-regulatory region sequence-specific DNA binding; DNA-binding transcription factor activity, RNA polymerase II-specific. Lineage: Eukaryota; Metazoa; Arthropoda; Arachnida; Sarcoptiformes; Pyroglyphidae. Gene Ontology annotation, biological process: regulation of transcription by RNA polymerase II.
ACAAUCAUUAUUAUUUAGUUUAUUGUGUUUGCGAAAGUUUAGUAGCCAUUUGGCAGUCGAUCAAAAAGGAUUCAAGUGUUUUUAUUAGUUGACUAAAAACAUUAAACAUGACAACUUCAUCAAAUACUUCAGAUUCGAAAUCAAAUUCCGCAAAAACUACAACAACAACAGCAGAGCCGAAAGUCGAAAUGAAACGUUCGAAAUCAUUUACGAUUGAUAAUAUUUUACAAAAUGAUGAAAAACAAACGCAGCAUAAUAAUCAUUUCUCCACAUUAUCAUCAUCAUCAUCAUCAUCAUCAUCAUCAUAUCCGAUUUGGUUGAUGGCAAAUUGGAUGGCCAUGUCAUCAAAUAACAACUCAUAUGCUUCGUUGAGGAUACCAACAACAUCGACUUUUCCAACUGGUAAUACCUUUGAAUCGACAAAUCAACGAAUUAUUUUCGAUGUGUUAAGUCACAAUGGUGGAGGUUUAGUUGCAUCGAAACUUAGCCAAAAUCAACCAUGUACAUCUGAUGAUGAACAUAGAAGAAAAGAAUUGUAUUCAAACAACAUAUUGAAAGAUAAAUCAUUUAUGUCUGAUUCAAUUGAUCAUCAACAAAUCAAUCAUCAUACACAUACAUCCGAAUCAUUAAAAUCACUACUACCAAAUUCAUAUUUUCAUUGUCGUAAUGGUUAUUAUAAGCGGAAACGUAGACAUCGUACAAUAUUUACCGAAGAACAGCUAGAAUUGUUGGAAGCAGCAUUUCUUAAGACACAUUAUCCGGAUGUUCUUAUACGUGAACAAUUGGCUGCUCGUGUUGAUUUACGUGAAGAACGAAUCGAAGUUUGGUUCAAAAAUCGUCGAGCAAAAUGGCGUAAACAGCAACAACGGCUAGGAGGGUCAUCUAUUGAUAUCAUAACGAAUGAUUAGAGCAUGUCCGUUUCGAAUAAAACUGAAAUUUUUUUUUGUGUUUGCUUAUUAUUGUGA